This is a messenger RNA of Arabidopsis lyrata subsp. lyrata, 1313 nucleotides long. RefSeq names its product F-box/kelch-repeat protein At4g19930. The transcript has a single exon. The coding region runs from base 3 to 1313 and encodes 436 amino acids. Lineage: Eukaryota; Viridiplantae; Streptophyta; Magnoliopsida; Brassicales; Brassicaceae. Gene Ontology annotation, molecular function: protein binding. The record is from RefSeq and is a predicted model, not a curated record.
UGAUGCUACCAAAAUUUACAAUCAAUAUGGCUUUUUCUAACCUAGCCGUCAUCAUCCAGCGAGGGAGAAGAAGAAUGAAGAGGAGAUCGACGGUAAUAAAAAGAAGAAGAAGACAAAGAGACAUAUGCAAGAGCCACGAACCGGUGCCGGAGAUUCCUUUUGAUCUCGUGAUAGAGAUUCUCACGAGACUGCCUGCUAAAUCCCUUAUGAGGUUCAAAUCCGUCUCAAAGCUCUGGUCACUUUUGAUUUGUUCCAGAACUUUCACCAACCUUUUCCAAAAAGUUUCAUCAUCACCACCGCGUCUAUACAUGUGGUUGGACGUAGACAACAGGAAUGUAUUACUGUCAACGUCGUCUUCUCCUGAUGACUCGGACGUGUCUUCCUUUGUAAUUGACCAAGAAUUGACCAUCCCACCGAAUAAAGGCUACUACCUCUCUCACGUUUUUGGUGGCUUAAUGUGUUUCGUAAAUGAGUCAAGGGCAAAGAUAUACAACACUACCACUAGACAACUUGUUGUCUUACCUGACAUAGAAGAAUCCAAUAUGAUAGCUGAAGACCACAAGUAUAAGAAGAUCAUGUACCAUAUCGGACACGAUCCCGUUCAUGAUCAAUAUAAAGUGGUUUGCAUUGUUUCAAGACCCAGCGACGAAUAUGGAGAGCACUCGUACCUGUCAGAGCAUUGGAUCUUGCUACUAGGAGGAGAUAGAUCUAAUCGAUGGAGAAAGAUUCCAAGCCGUUGCCAACCACAUGUUCCUGUAACACAAGUAUUGAAUAUCAGUGGGCGUAUGCAUUACCUCGCUUGGGUAGGAUUUCUUUAUUCUGUGCUUGUCAGUUUCGAUAUUAAUUCUGAAGAAAUCAGUAUUCUUGAACUACCUAAAGAAAACGAUUUUUUUCCUAAGAUGACUGAUCUUAUUGAAUACGGUAGAAGAGUAGCUCUUUUACACCAUAUUGAUCUUAAAAGGCAAGGUGUGUUGAAUCUAUGGGUCGUGGAAGAUUCAAAGAAGAAUAUGUGGUCGAGUAAGACUUUGGUGUUGCAUCCUUCUCAAAUGCAUCUAGUCAAUAGCAUCGGUUUGAAGGUACAAGGUACAACUAGAAACGGUGAGGUUGUCUUGGUACCUCAAAAUUACACUUAUACUCACACCGGCAAGGUUACAUGUAACCCUCAAGAUACAAGUCUUUUCUACGUUUUACUUUACAAUCUACAAAAUAAUCAUAUGAGAAAAGUCGAAAUCAAAGACACAUCAAACCGAUAUCUUACCAGAGAUUGGGACGUUAUUGGAUUAGAUGAUAUUCACAACUUAAUAUAUCUCUAG